Molecule: messenger RNA, 2339 nt
Organism: Brassica rapa (field mustard)
Lineage: Eukaryota; Viridiplantae; Streptophyta; Magnoliopsida; Brassicales; Brassicaceae
Product: GDSL esterase/lipase 6
Molecular function (GO): hydrolase activity, acting on ester bonds
Source: RefSeq, a predicted model, not a curated record
UUAGAUAAUAUAGUUUAUUUUCUAAUGUUGUUUUUAAGGUAAUUGAACAGUCACAGGAAUCAUCUAUAACUAAGAAAAUUGGGAACAACCUCUAACUUUAAUCACACCAAAGAGAAACUGUAUAAACAUGAACAAUGCUCUUGCCUUUCCGUUGCAAAUUUUUACAUACCUUAAUUUCAGUGUGACUGACUCUACACUAAUCUAAAUGAUGUGAGUGUUAAUAUAUAUAACUAAUGUCUUUGAAUUUAUCCUCACACAUGUCUUCAAUGGACUUACUCGUUACUCUGCUCCUUCUAGCCUCUCCCGUGGCUCUGGCCAAGUCUUCUCCCUCCCUUCCUGCCAUCUUUACCUUUGGCGACUCCAUUUUCGACGCAGGAAACAAUCAUUUCAACAAAAACUGCACUGCUCAAGCUGAUUUUCCUCCUUAUGGCUCUUCCUUCUUCCACCAACCUACCGGGAGGUUCACCAAUGGAAGAACCGUAGCUGACUUCAUAUCGCAAUUUAUAGGUCUUCCAUUACAGAAAUCAUUCUUGGAACUGCAGAUCCAAAUCUUGAACAGAACUUUAAAACGAUUCCCUUCUAAUGGCAUUAACUUCGCCAGUGCCGGUAGUGGAUUCUUGCUUGAUACCAACAAAGACAUGAGAGUGACACCGAUCCAAACGCAACUUCAGCAAUUCCAAACACUUGUAGAGCAGAACAAAAUAGAAAAAUCUGUAAUCCAAGAAUCUCUCUUCUUAUUAGAGUCUGGUUCCAACGACAUCUUUAACUACUUUCUUCCAUUCCAAACCACUACACUCUCUCCAGACGACUAUGUAGACUCAAUGUUAACCCAAGUUAACAAAACCAUUGAUCAAAUCUACAAACUAGGAGCUCGUCGCAUCGCCAUCUUCUCUUUAGGUCCAGUAGGAUGUGUCCCUGCAAGAGCCUUGCUUCCUAAUGCCCCAACCAAUAAAUGCUUUGGCAAGAUGAAUGUUAUGGCCAAGAAGUAUAACAGAAGACUUGAAGAUAUAGUGAACAUAAUCCCCACUAAGUACCCUGGAGCCAUUGCUGUGUUUGGAGCUGUGUAUGGUAUCACUCACAGAUUCCAAACCUACCCUGCUCGUUACGGGUUUUCGGAUGUGUUGAAUGCGUGUUGUGGGGGAGGGACACUGGGAGGGUUGAAACAGUGUGGAAGAGAAGGAUACAAGAUUUGUAAUAACCCCAACGAGUUUAUGUUUUGGGAUUUUUAUCAUCCGACAGAACGUACUUACCAUCUCAUGUCAAAAGCUUUGUGGAAUGGAAACGAGAACAAGAUCAGACCGUUCAAUCUCAUGGCUCUUGCCACCAACUUCACAUUUUAAAAGCAAGAAAGUGAAACUUUGCUCCUCUUCUUCUAAUGUUACAUAAAAGCUACACAGUGAUGUUAUUGUUUUCGUCCGUAUCUUCUAUGAAAUACAAUAAUAUGAUUUUACAAAUAAAACAUAAUAUUAAACUAGAGCUUAACCCGCGCCGAUGCGCGGAUACUUUUUAUAGUUAUCUGUUAAAUUUAAUAUAUAUAUUUUUAAAUUAUUUCUAUUGUGUUGGUAUUUUUUUAAAAAAAAAUUCAUGGAUUGCGUUUUAAAUAGACUAUGAUUUUUUUUCUACACGGUGUUGAUAACUUAUGUCAUCUUCGGAUAUGAUAUAUAUCUUACCUAUUAUUUGGAAAAAAUAUGGUUGGUGUGGGGCGUAUAUUUUUCACUUAUAUAUGUGUCUAGCUUUGAUUUUUUGUAUGAUAUGAUCGUGAAACUAUUCUUUAUAUAUGUAAGAUAAAUUUUUCAUGUGUUUUUUUGUACUCGUGUGUAUUAUAUUACAUAUUAGUGAACUUAUAAACUGAAAAUGUCUAAGCCUAUAAAGAAAAUGAAGAUAGCUUGAGUUUUAUGAUACCAUUGUCAUCUUGUUGAACUUAACUUAGAUGUAUAUUAUACUUUCCGCAAAUAUUUUAUUCCAUCAUCGACAGAUAUUUGAUAAGUGAAAGGAGAUUGAUGAUGAAAACAUCAAAAGAAAACGUGCCAAAUUAAAUGAUUUAACUGAGAAACAUCAUUUUUAUUGCAAUAAACCAAAUUAAAUUCUUUUACUGCAUAUAUCAAUCACAUAAUUCACAUUGCACAAUGGUUUUACCAAAUUCCAUUUAAUUAAACUAAUUGAUACAGUUGAGUUAGCUACAUAAAAACACGCUUUGAAAACUAAUAAGAAACAAUCUCUCACCUUUUCUGCGUUGUGUCAAGGAGAUUUAUCAAAGAUUAUACUAUAUUUUUUUUACGAAGGUUUGCGUAAAAGUAAUAUUCCUCCUUAGGUUUAUCAGAGAUUACUCUUAGAUACUU